AACCGUGUUAUGAAAUUUGUAGGAAUGAUAUAAACCUCUCUCGAAACACCUACGGAUGUGGAUUUUAGAGUCACAAAUACUCCAGGUGGAUAUUUAUCAAUAUUACUAGGCUGGGUUCAAAUAGAGGACGAGAAAAUCAAUUAUGAAAACCAGUUCCAACUUCCAAGUGCAUUUUCUCAGUCUAGCCUAUAUAUUUACCUACUUAGGGACUUUAUAAAUCACAAUUUUGUUGCUAAAAUAUUUAAAAAUCGUAAUAAGAAUUUGACUUCAUGGAAAGAUGGACAAAAGGAAAUAUAAAAGAUGUCUCAUAAUUCCAGAAUACCAAUAAAGAUGAUGUACUAAGGAACAUGGACAAAUGGACAACUGAAAAGGGAAGCAAUGGCAGAAAUGGAAAUUCGGGAAAGAUAGAGGGUAUUCUUGUUAACACCAGGUAAGAGUUAGUUACUGUGCAGAGCUAGCCAGCUUCACUGACAAGUAACAAACUUACACUUCCACUAUCAAUAUCAUUCCAUUCCCGUUUCUUCCUUUCAAAGCUCUCAAAAAAAAUCCUCUGCAACUUUCAGAUUUCCAAUGGAUUUUACAAGAAAAUUAAGUUUUCUGGUGUUUCUACUAUGCGUUAUCAUCUCUAUGCAGAACCAAGAUGUUGAUAUCAAUGAUCAAAAGUUCGAAUUCUCUUCGCGUACUGAUCAAAAAUAUAAAUAUUGCUCUUUGUCCUAUGAUGAUGAUGAUGAUUGUCCGUACUCAUUCUUCGAUGAUCACUCGUUUCCGCCUCUUCCAAUGUUCGCUACCACUUCUGUAGAGAGGAGGAAGCUCAAACAACAACAAACGGCUUCUGUUGUUGGUUCACUAAGAUAUGAUUACUAUCAACAAACUUGUCCUCAAGCUGAACGAAUCAUCCGAUCAAGUGUUCGUGAUCUUUUCAGAAAGCAACCACGGAUUGCUCCUGCAUUAAUGAGGCUUGCUUUUCAUGACUGCUUUGUUGAGGGGUGUGAUGCUUCAGUUUUACUGGAUUCUGCUGACGGAAUUCAUAGCGAGAAAGAAUCCCCUCCCAACGAAUCAUUGAAAGGAUACGACGUAAUAGAUAUUAUCAAGUCAGAGCUUGAAGAAGCUUGUCCAGGAGUUGUUUCUUGCGCUGAUGCUGUUGUUUUGGCUGCUAGAGAAAGUAUUGUUCUGGCUGGUGGCCCUUUCUACCCACUGAAAACGGGGAGGAGAGACAGCAUGACUUCUUUCGCGGAAGAUGCAACUUUCGAGCUUCCUAGUCCUCAGGAUGAUCUAGCCAAGAUCAUUGAGUCAUUCUCAGCCAAAGGUUUCGAUGAAAGGGAGGCAGUAACCCUCUUAGGAGCUCACAGCACUGGUGUGGUCCAUUGCAAAUUUUUCAUCAACAGGCUCUACAAUUUCAGUGGGACUAAAACCUCCGACCCUUCUAUUAACUCGAAAUUUCUGAGUUUCUUGAAGUCAAAAUGCAACAAUAGUGCAGCCUCUUUGAUGUCAUCAGCAUCAAAAUCACGACCGCCUUCCCAGCUAAUUUCAGCAUCACCUUCACCAUCAUCUGUUGUGGUUCAAUUAUCAUCCACCCUGGUGGAGGAGCCAGCAAUCAAGAUGGACUAUGAGGGACCAGGAGAAAGUUUUGGUACACUGUAUUACCGCAGUCUUCUACAAGGCAGGGGAAUACUCUUUGUGGAUCAGCAGCUGACAGCAGGGGAAGAAACUAAAACCUGGGUCCAAGCUUAUGCUUCAGAUGUGUCUUUGUUUCACAAGGAUUUUGGUUCGGCAAUGAUGAAGCUUUCCAACUUGGGAGUCCUGACUGCACCAAUGGGACAGAUCCGCAGAGAUUGCCGGAAAGUUUACUGA
Messenger RNA from Capsicum annuum, 1851 nucleotides. RefSeq names its product putative Peroxidase 48. Gene Ontology annotation, cellular component: plasmodesma; plant-type cell wall. Gene Ontology annotation, molecular function: peroxidase activity; heme binding. Bases 571 to 1851 code for a protein of 426 amino acids. The transcript has 4 exons. NCBI's taxonomy places the organism in Eukaryota, Viridiplantae, Streptophyta, Magnoliopsida, Solanales, Solanaceae. Gene Ontology annotation, biological process: hydrogen peroxide catabolic process; response to oxidative stress. The record is from RefSeq and is a predicted model, not a curated record.